Messenger RNA from Daldinia caldariorum, 1893 nucleotides. RefSeq lists its product as uncharacterized. NCBI's taxonomy places the organism in Eukaryota, Fungi, Ascomycota, Sordariomycetes, Xylariales, Hypoxylaceae. Bases 224 to 1651 code for a protein of 475 amino acids. The record is from RefSeq and is a predicted model, not a curated record. The transcript has a single exon.
AGUUGCAAUUGCUCCCUAGAAUCUCAUAUAACCUGACGUACUACGAGGACACAAAACUCUAUGUAUAUACGCGAUCAUGACAUACUUCCCAACUUGAGCCAGAACCCCCUUCCUCCUCAGUUCAAUAUCAUCCAGCGUUGAUUCCUUGCCUGACAACACUCACCCCACCCAUACAUAUCGGCCAGGAGGUUUUUCUUCUCGGCAUCAGCCGGAUAGGGUUACUAUGGUCGUUAAGUUAGAUGCGCACCAGACGUCCCUGGAGCCCUUCGGACUACCGUGGUCCUCGUGCCACACACGCCACCCAGACGGCAACCCCGGCCUAGGAAAUAGUACCAGGUAUCACUACUUGCGGAUCAGCGAGUCGGCGCCCAAUUCACCACCAGGCAUCGUCCGGGCUCUUAAGACCGAGGUCAGCAACGGUAGCGGGGAUGAUGGUAGCAGCGAAAGUAAGAGCCAGGAAUGUAUCAACCGCAGAAGUAUUGGCGUCAGCUCUUGCUUGCCGAAGAUUCAAAUAGAACCCCAGCCAUGUGGCUCUCGAAUAUCCGCUGCGGCGCUCUUGACGGAGAGCCGACCGAAGCCCAAGAAGGCGAACUCGUCCCCGGUAGUUUUGCAGUCGCAGUCCGGUUCUAGCGAGGAACGCCAGGAAGAGCACAGUAAUGAUGUACCACUGACACCCCGGGUCGAUUCGAUUCGACUCCCAAAAGCAACGACGUUAAACGCAGUAGUACCAAGGGGGGAAGAAAAGGAAAAAACGGUCUUUUGCUUCCCCCGCGACCUGUUCGUGCCUUCGUCCCAUACUUUCCGGCUCCCUAAGCGGGGCCGUGCGUUUCACGAUGUUGACGGACCCGGGACGAGUGGACUCUCGCGUAAGAAACGAAGGCUCCGGUUGCACCUUGUAACGAGCAGGCUCUCACAGCCAUAUUCAUGGCCGGCAACACAUAUUAUGAACCGCGAAAGCGGUGACGACUCACCUGUGCUCAGCCAAUUUCUCAAGUUCGCCGCUAUGGGCUCCUUGAAGAGAGCCGGUCAUCAAAGCGCGCUAAUCCGCAAAGCAGCUAUCCUUAAUAGAGUGAGGAUAGGUGUGCAGCAGGCCGCUGUGCUGAGAGGCCAUACAGUGAUUGCGGGGAUGGCAGCGAGUGGAAACUCGUUGAGUCAUGGCUUACAGCUGGUGACGACGUCGAACAACUCGAUGGGGGCAGGAUUCCCGGGUCUCGCACCUAACCCUUACGAUCAUCCAAUACCCCCAGCCUGGAGACCUCAUACAACGUUAUUUAGUCCGUCAAAUCCCAGUUCGACUCCUCCGGACCGGGGCAAUUCUGUGAAUCAAAAAGAAAGCUCUGAGAAUAGCAGUCCGAGUCUAGCAGCGGCCUGCUCAUCUCCGCCAGAGCGACCAAGUGUACAGUCUAACUCAAUAGACACAUCGCCACCAAUGGAAGAAGACGACGUGGCGUUUCCUUCUCCAGACCUUGAAACCCGAUAUGCGGAUUAUUCAGAUGAUGACCUAGACAAUGUAUAUGCUGAUUUUGGAGUAAUAUUUGGUUCCGGUGCGCGGUCGCCUGAAGAUGGUAAUGGAAAUAGUGAAACAUCUAGUGGCGAACACUUUUAUGAGGAACACUUGGAUGAGCUGGAUGGGAUACGAUGGAUAGCCUAAGACGUUGCAAGGAAUGUCUUAACUGUUAACGCCUUGUGUGAUAUGUGCUUCAGGGAAAUAUCAGAAAUUGGGCGUUCUAGUGGUUGGAGGGAGGCAAAAAGGCUACAUCGAGGUAUAUGGCAAUGGAAACAAGGGAAAGAAAGUAAGAAAAAAACAUCAAAUGCAUCGUCAUUAGGAAUAAAGACCUACUGCAGCCUCGCGGCAGCUUUAAAUGAUCGGAACUUGAAUAGUGAUUGAUAAGG